AUGGGCCGCGACCUCUACGAGGUGCUGGGCGUGCCCCGGGGCAGCGACGCGCGGACCAUCAAGCGCGGCUUCCGGGAAGCCGCGCGGAAGUACCACCCGGACGUCAACUCGGAGCCCGACGCGGCGGACGUCUACAAGGAGAUCUCCCAGGCCUACAGCGUGCUGAGCGACCCGGACAAGAAGGCGCGCUACGACCAGUUCGGCGAGGCGGGUUUGGGCGGCGGCGGCGGCGGCCCGGGCGGCGGCGUCGAGGUGAACCUCGAGGACAUCUUCGACUCGUUCUUCGGCGGCGGCGGCGUCGGCGGGUCGCCCUUCGGCGGCGGCGGCGGCGGCUUCGGGCGGGCCCAGCGGACGCGGGGCCCGGCGCAGGGCGACGACCUGCGCGCGGACCUCGAGCUCGACUUCAAGACGGCGUGCUUCGGCGGCCAGGAGAAGGUUCGCAUCACGCACUUGGAGUCCUGCGGCAAGUGCAAGGGCGACGGCAUCGAGCCGGGCGCCAAGGUGACGACCUGCGACACCUGCCGCGGGUCGGGCGUCGUCAUGCAGGUCACGCGGACGCCGCUGGGCAACUUCCAGACGCAGUCCGCGUGCCCGACGUGCCAGGGCACGGGCCAGUCCGUCGAGGCCUACUGCGCCAAGUGCAACGGCCAGGGCGUCGAGCGCAAGGCCAAGCAGGUGAGCGUGACCAUCCCCUGCGGCGUCGACGCGGGCAACCGGCUCCGCGUCGCGGGCGAGGGCGACGCGGGGCCCCGCGGCGGCGCCGCGGGCGACCUCUACAUCUUCCUCGACGUCAAGAAGGACCCGAUCUUCACGCGCGACGGCGUCGACGUCGCCUCGUCCAUGGAGGUCUCCGCCGCCGACGCCGCGCUCGGCUGCUCCGUCGCGACGCCGACGCUCGACGAGGACGCGUGCGAGGUCAAGGUGCCCGCGGGCACGCAGCCGGGCACGAAGCUCCGCCUCAAGGGCAAGGGCGCGCCGGCGCUGUCCAAGCCGGCGCAGCGCGGCGACCUCUACGUCACCGUGAACGUCAAGGUCCCCACGAGCCUCUCCGACGAGGAGCGCCGGCUCAUGGAGCAGCUCCGCGACCUCCAGGCCAAGUAG
Messenger RNA from Aureococcus anophagefferens, 1101 nucleotides. RefSeq lists its product as hypothetical. Lineage: Eukaryota; Pelagophyceae; Pelagomonadales; Pelagomonadaceae. Gene Ontology annotation, cellular component: cytoplasm. Bases 1 to 1101 code for a protein of 366 amino acids. Gene Ontology annotation, biological process: protein refolding; response to heat. The transcript has a single exon. The record is from RefSeq and is a predicted model, not a curated record. Gene Ontology annotation, molecular function: ATP binding; heat shock protein binding.